Gallus gallus (chicken) is the source of this 3385-nucleotide messenger RNA. RefSeq names its product hematological and neurological expressed 1 (gene HN1). The record is from RefSeq and is a predicted model, not a curated record. Gene Ontology annotation, cellular component: nucleus. The coding region runs from base 130 to 609 and encodes 159 amino acids. NCBI's taxonomy places the organism in Eukaryota, Metazoa, Chordata, Aves, Galliformes, Phasianidae. The transcript is spliced from 10 exons.
GCAGUUGUCACCGGCAGCAGCGAAGGCAGUGCGAGAGGGGGAGAGAGCUCCGUUCCUAGGACCGUCGCUCCCCACCGCCGUCUUAACGGAGCCCUUUCCCCUUCCCCCGUCUUCUCCAUCCUUGCCGCAAUGACCACCACAACCAUCUUCUCGGGCAUGGACCCCAGCGGCAGGAACAGCUCCAGAGUGCUGCGUCCUCCUGGCGGUGGUUCCAACUUUUCCUUGGGUUUUGAUGAACCAAAAGAACAACCCAUGCGAAAGAACAAAAUGGCAUCCAGCAUCUUUGGAACUCCUGAAGAAAAUCCACCUUCCUGGGCUAAAUCAUCAGGGACAAAGCCAGGUGAAAUCAGAGAAGACACUGAAUUGUCUGGACCACAGAGAAAUUCAGCUGAUGCUAACUGUGGAGAUGUCAUAGAUCCAAAGGGAGGAGAUGGCGGUGGUGAAACAUAUGAAAACACUGAGGCUGAUGUAGAGGCUGCCCCAGGUCAGAAUGAAGAAAAAUCCCUGCCUGCUGCACCUGUUCCUAGCCCAGUAGCACCAGCACCUGCACCAUCCAGGAGAAAUCCACCCGGUGGCAAGUCCAGCCUAGUCCUCGAGCACAGAAGCUGAGCACCAUGAAUAAUGAAGCUGAUAUCAGGAAGAAACUUGAGGUGUAGAAGACAUAGCGGAAAUCACUGGUUAUAUCCACCAGGAGACCUGAAAUGAAAACCACAGCUUGGUUAAAGAGAGAUACGUGCUUUUCUCACCAGUCAGAGGGGGUCCAAUGAGGAGAGUGAUGCUUUCCAGGAUGGUGAAGAGCCCUAGAGCACUUGAGAACCUGUCCAUCUCCACCACAUCCAUCAGCACCUGGAAUGUGAGGGCCCCGAUGCCACUCAUGGCUAUACUGAGGAUGACGCAGUAGAAGAUGAGCAUGCUGAAUUUGGCUGAGAUGACACAAAUGAAAUUGCUGAGCCCACAGAGGAGCACGGCCAGGCUGUACAGGUAGAUGCGUCUCCCUGUGAAGAUUGUUUGUCCUGACAGCAGCCCUGUCAGAGGGCGUAUGAAGAUGUUGAUGAAUCCAAUAAUGGAGAUGAGGAGGGCUGCCCUGCGUUCAUCCACCCCAUUCUGGAUGGCAUAAGGUACAAGAUAGACAUGGGGUAACACAAACCCCAUCAUCAUCCAUGUCACUCCAAUUGUGUAAAUCUGGUACCCUUUGUUUUGACAGAAGAUAUCAAAAGCCAGGUACUUCUGGAGUGCCUGGAAACAUGCGAUCUUCCUGGUUUGUUCCUGGAGCUUUAGGUGAGGAGAAGAUGCUCCAUUGGACAGCUGAACCUCUUCUGCUCUUCUCCCUGGCUCCUCUUCUGGACUGGGAAACUGCAGUAGUGAUCCCAGUGCAAACUUCACUGGUCUCAUAACAGCUCCACAAACACAACAGUUCAACAGUAUUCCUCCAAAGAUGAGAAAAGUAUUUCUCCAGCCCAUCUCAUCCAGCAGGUAUUGAGAAAGAAGUGGCCACAAUGUCAAACCAAUAGAGACACCAGUGGAUGCCAUGGCAUUGGCCAGCGUUCGCCACCGCACAAAGUAGUAGCCCAGUGCAGUCACUCCUGCCUGGAAGCUGAAGCAUGACCCCAGACCUAAAGAUAUAAGAACGAAAGAGAAAACAGCAUAUGAUCUCUCUGCAGUGUCUUACAAGGGAAAUGCUGAGUACCCUCGCAAGGCCCUGUGUCCACUCUGGAGCCACAGGAGGCAGCGGAGGGCAUCCCUACGGCCUCUACUUACCACCUGCGUGCAGCACAGCAACCAUGAUGGAGGGGAACCACGACGUCUCGCUGUUGGUGGCCUGGAACUCAUGCUGGAGGUCAGUGAAGAAGACGCCGAUGCAGGAGGGGAAGCCCAGCGUUAGCCCCUGCAGCACCACUGCGGCCACCAGGACCAUCCAUGCCCAUCCCUGGUCCUGGACUUUGGCAGCUCCCCGUGCUGCUGCUCCUCCUUGGGCCAUGGCUUCCUUCUGCUCGCAGGCAGCCUGCUGGAGAAGGGAGUGUAGCUACCAUGCAGCCCUCAGCCCAGGGAACGGACCUAUGGAGACAAGGGCUGCGGGUAUUCCCUGCGCUCGGAGGCACCAGCGUGUCCCAAGCCCUUGGCAGUGCACACUCUGGACUUCUUGCUCUGCAUUUCUUCCAGGACCUCCCUUCCUUCUCUCUGCAGGAUCCUGGCAGAUUGCUCGAGAAAUGACUGCCUUCCCCUUUUAUAUUGCACAAGACAGUGAGUGCAGCCAGGUACAGAACGGGACCACACCUCCCUUGAGGUAUGAACUGGCCUUACCCAGUUCUGCCCUUAUUCUCCCUUUCACCUGCUUUCAUCAUACAGAGUCCCCUUGCUGGCAAUUGCUAAGGUCACCAAGUCCUCACACUGAGAGGAGUGAGCAAAAAACUGUGCAAAUGCCAAGAAAAAUAGAAACAUAAAGCUUGCCUGUGGCAGCAUACAGUUGUACUGCGCAUACAGUUCAAAUCACUAGUGUUGAAAAAACAUUUUAGAAGUCACUGAUUAAUUAGUAUCCAGCGAUCUCAGAUAUGCUUUUGCUUCAUCUCUGUUUAGGUCUGGAGCUGCUUCUGAGAGAUCCCAGGUUUGCUUUCUGUGAGAUCAGCAGCAUGAAACAACGAGAGCAUUUCACAUGAAUAAAGGCACAAAACAAAUCUUUGGCAUCUGGACAAGCUCAGGAAAAGUGCCCAUAAGGGGAAUUCAAGACAGUACAUUUGAGGAGAUGCCUUACCUUUGCCUUCUCGCUGGGCUCUUUGACAAUGCCAUUGGUAGAAUUGUUGAGUUCCCUAGAUACAACACAGAGGAAUUCUGCCUGGUCUUCAUUUCCAUAGUUAUAUGAAGAUCCAAUGCUGAUUAGCUGUGUGACAGAAGACAGCCAAGACUACUGAAAAUGCCCAUUGCAGUGCACCAGUCCUGUCUCUGAACAGUCUCCAGCAGCUGCGCAUCCAACAUUGUCAUCACAUUACCAACAAUCCAUAACUAAAAGCAUUUCCUGAAGCAGCAUGGAAGAGCUGCUAAAGUCUGUAUGGAUGUUUUUCACAUCAUUUCCUUACAUCACUUUAAAGCAGUGCAGGUCCUGCUAGGCAGUCUGCUCCAAAGCGGUGAAAUGCUGAGGUCUUCCAAAGUGUCAUCUCCUAUCUUUGCUGAGACUGGUAACCAUUACUGUGGUCAUAACCUGGAUUUAACUUCCAAUUAAACAGAUACAAAAUGUUGUACAGAUAUUAUAGAAACCCUGCAGCAAUAAUAACUGCUUGUAAAACCUGUACGUUAACAACCUGCAGCGACUGCAGAGCUAUACGUCCAGUAAAGCUCUUGAACUGGGAUCUUUUCUGAGAGCAGAAGUAAAUACAAUGAAAAACCACAUACA